Molecule: messenger RNA, 2188 nt
Organism: Cynara cardunculus var. scolymus (artichoke)
Lineage: Eukaryota; Viridiplantae; Streptophyta; Magnoliopsida; Asterales; Asteraceae
Product: conserved oligomeric Golgi complex subunit 6
Exons: 11
Coding region: 54-2111 (685 amino acids)
Biological process (GO): intra-Golgi vesicle-mediated transport
Cellular component (GO): COG complex
Source: RefSeq, a predicted model, not a curated record
UGCUACGAACGAAGGAGAAAGAUCGUAAUUGAAGGUAGACCAACCGGAGAGAAAUGGGGACGACGACGGCGCUGGCGCCGGGGCUGUCAAGGAAGCUGAAGAAAGUUCUGGAAACUCGCACCGAUAAUCCAGAUCUGUUGGCUUCUCUCAAUACACUCUCCACUUUCUAUACCGAUAACACUGCUCCGGCUCGCCGUAACCUCCGAUCAACUAUCGAGAAGCGUUCUCUGUCUAUAAAUCACGACUUCCUCMUUGCUUCCGAUGCCGCCCAGCAGGCUUUGGAUCGGGUGGAGGAAGAGGUUAAUUCUCUAGCCGAAUGCUGUGACAAAAUUGCCAAAUCCUUGAGCAACUGUAAUUCCACUACUGGAGAUAUUAUCACUACAACAGAAAGACUCAAACAGGAACUUGAAGUGACCACUCAGAGGCAAGAGAUUGCAUCAUGCUUCCUUCGAGAUUAUCAAGUUUCUACUGAAGAGAUAAAUGCACUAAGGGAGGAAGAACUGAAUGAAAACUUUUUCAAGGCACUGAGCCAUGUACAAACAAUCCAUGCAAAUUGCAAAGUCCUACUCAGGACCCAUCAUCAGCGUGCAGGUUUGGAGCUCAUGGAUAUGAUGGCUGUUUACCAAGAAGGUGCCUAUGAACGCCUGUGCAGGUGGGUUCAGACAGAGUGUAGGAGAUUGGGUGACACUGAUAAUCCUGAAGUUAGCGAGCUGCUUAAAAUGGCAGUUCGCUGUCUCAGAGAAAGACCUGUACUGUUCAAGUAUUGUGCAGAAGAGGUAGCAAAUAUGAGGCACAAUGCCCUGUUUAGGAGAUUUAUAAGUGCUCUUACACGUGGAGGACCUGGUGGAAUGCCCAGGCCGAUCGAAGUACAUGCUCAUGACCCGCUACGCUAUGUAGGUGACAUGCUAGGUUGGCUGCAUCAGGCCCUUGCAUCUGAAAGAGAACUUGUAUUUGUGUUGCUUGAUCCUGAUGCAGUAGUGGAUACUGGACCAACUGCUCGUCGAUUCUCCAAAAGCACAGAGAUUAUCCAAGAUAAAGCAGAACCUGACUUGACAUUCGUUUUGGAUAGGAUCUUUGAGGGUGUUUGCCGGCCUUUUAAAGUUAGAGUUGAACAAGUGUUGCAGUCUCAACCCAAUCUCAUAAUCUCAUACAAGCUUAGCAAUACCCUCGAGUUCUACAGCCACACGGUGUCAGAUCUGCUAGGGAGAGAAACUGCUCUUUGUAAUACACUUUGGGCUCUUAAGGAUGCUGCUCAGAAAACCUUUUUUGACAUUUUAAAAGUUCGAGGGGAGAAGCUUUUGCGAUAUCCCCCACUAGUUGCUGUUGAUCUUUCCCCACCACCAGCAGUCAGGGAAGGAGUCUCUGUGUUGCAUGAACUAAUUGAGAUUCAUGACAGCAUGAUGGUUCCUGCAUCAGGGAAAAAGCCAAUAUUUGAUCCAGUAAUAUCUGCUUUGCUUGAUCCUAUAAUACAGAUUUGUGAGCAAGCAAUGGAAGCACACAGGUCAAAGGGAUCUAUUGAGUCAGCUAGAAGAGGUAGAACGAGGUCUGACGUGGCCCAAUCACGAAGAUCAUCUGUUGAUGCUAUUUUGGCAAGUAGCAGCCAAGUACCUCCAUCUAAGAACAACGAAGCACCGUCAAGGAUUUUUAUUAUCAAUUGCUUAUGUGCCAUCCAACAACCAUUGUUGAGGCAUGACGUGGCUUCCGAAUACGUGAAAAAACUGGGAACAAUGAUCGAUAAUCACAUGCGCAGCUUGGUGGAGAAAGAAGUGAGUGCCAUAUUAAGUAGAUGUGGCUUGUCAAACAAAAUGCCUCUUUUCCACAACUCACUUGCACCAUUAGCUGACAUGGAAGAAACAUCACCUGCAUCUCUCUCCGACUCUCUUAAAGCUUUCUUCGGACUCAUUUUGGGAAGCGACACCUCUCUGCCAGAAUUCCAACAGAUGCAGCUUCCAGGGCUGCGGUCCGACGCUUGUGUCCACGUCGCCCGAUCCCUGGCCGAGGCUUAUGAUGUUAUUUAUAAUGCAAUUAUGGAUCCCAACAACGGUUACACUGAUCCUAGGUCAUUAGCCAGGCACCCACCCGAUCAGAUUCGGACCAUUUUGGGGAUUUAACUUGUAUUAAUUUGUGAGAAUAAUUUCUUCAUUAAACUCAAUGUUUUUGCUUUAUCACAGACACCAUGAUUGACCAA